GCGGUCACGUGACUUUUGGUUGGGAGCCACCAUUUUGGCAGUCAACAUGACCACCGGUGCCAGUGUUUUCUUACCGAGCGAGUAUACUUCUCAUUUUAAUUCAAGUGAAAUUCGGCUUUAUAGUACAAAAUUAGAGAGAUUAAAUAUAAGCGACCCAUAUAAUUCACCCGGUGUGCUUUUCAAGAGCAUAACCUCCUGCUCUGAAGACGAUGUACCCGACUUGCGCUACGCAGACAUCCACAGCUAUCUUGUAAGCUUUCCAUCAGUGUACUCAGGAGACUCCCUCAGAGCGUACAAAAGCUUGGAGGCUUACAAAUGGUGUCAGUCCGGCUUCGUAAACAACAUUCAACUGUGGAGUCUUACAUCCAAAAACUUCGGCAUCAUCACUGCAAGGGUUAAUCACUCCCAAAGGCUUAAUGAAAGUCAACUAAAGCCAUGGGUGGUGGUGAGGAACGACGGUGUUGUGCUGGGAGCCCACUGCAACUGCACAGCGGGACUCGGGGAGAGCUGCUCUCAUGUGUCAGCUGUUCUCUUCAGUCUGUGGGGAAAAAACAACGCAAGGCACGAGGAGAUCAGCUGCACAUCCAAAAAAUGCAAGUGGGCCUCUCCCAGUGAGGAUGCUGCGAAGAAUGUGGAGUACCUGCAGGGCAAGGACAUCAUAUUCAACCAUACUCAACAAAAUAAAAAGGGGAAUUCCACCAAGGGUACCUCUGCGCCCCCAUCUUUCCCACCCCUGACUGCUGCUGAGCAAACACAGUUCUACCAAAAUCUCUCACAGUGCCGGACUCAAGAUGGGAAGUCCUGCAGACCUGCAGUCCUGUCAGUUGUUCGCGGGUACGCCACAUCCUAUGUACCCAAGGCUGUCAAGCUAGAUUUACCUGAACCCCUUACCAGUCUGUAUGACAAGAAGGCAAGAGACCUGAACCUGGCUGAAUUACAAGAGCGUGCAGAAGGAAUAUUUGAGGACUUGACUGUCAGUGAGACAGUGAGAAAAGAAGUCACAAGAAACAAGUGAGAAGCGAAUCAAAAAGGUUUAUUUUCUGUUGACGCACAAAUUCAUCACUCAAAGGGCACCACAGAAUCAGGUACAUUUGUUAGUCCACAACAUACACUCACAAUUUUAUCAAGAUAAGUAACAUCAUUUUCUUUCUCUAUGUCUGUGAAAGUUAUUGGCACAGUGCUUUGUAAGAUAGUAUAUUUCUGACGAAGUACUCCUAUGACUCUUUCGAUGUGAAUCCUUAAAGAGGCUAGAGAUCUUGUAUUCUCUAUGUCAGCAGGAUCUAACUGUGUUUUUCCACGAGUAAAUGCUGGAAUUUUUAAUUCAGCCUGACACCUUUCAACAGACUCUUUCACCAGAAACCCCCUGUCUGCCAAAACAACAUCCCCUGGGAGAAUAUUAGGUAAAAAAGUACUGUGUUCUGUAAUGAACUUAUCACUGGUGCGACCUCCCCAUCCAGUAGAAAUGAAACAAAUUGAACCUUGAGGGCAAAUGGCAAUUAAAUAUUUCAUGGUGUGAUGUGAUUUGUAUCUUGAGUAACACUGCGCACUGGGUCGCAAUCUACUUGGUUUCUCUAGAAAUAUUUCAAAGCAAUCAAUGAUACAAACAGUCUUCUCGUAGUCACCAUUUCUAAAUACAUAUGGAAGAGAUGUUCUUAAAGAUUCUCUUUCAGGCCACACCACUAGGCUUGGCACCAGUCUACAAUACAUCAAAUUAACACAGUUUUUGAAGUGCCUGGAGACAGUAGUUGGGUCGAUGCCAAAAUAAAAACCCAAAAAGUCAAAUGUUAAGUUCAUUCGAAGCUUCAUCAAAGUCAACAUGUAUUGUUGAAAACAUGUUAUUGAUGAUUUAACUUUGAGAAAUGGAGCCAGAUAUUGAAAAAUGGUCAUGAGACAUGCAUAGGUUGCCAGCCCAGUGAGGACAUUCACCUUUUUAUCAUUGUUAUUUAAACUAAUCUCUGUCAGGGUCUUCCUAUUAAUCUUUUCCCUUAACAACACAUUUUCAGCCCUUAGAGCUUGGCAUUCUUGCUCAAGACUCUGGAUGCGGGUACAGCAGGUUUCAGAGGUGCAUGGUGGUGUUACUGGUUCAG
This is a messenger RNA of Eleginops maclovinus (Patagonian blennie), 2087 nucleotides long. RefSeq lists its product as uncharacterized. NCBI's taxonomy places the organism in Eukaryota, Metazoa, Chordata, Actinopteri, Perciformes, Eleginopidae. Bases 47 to 1015 code for a protein of 322 amino acids. The transcript has 2 exons. The record is from RefSeq and is a predicted model, not a curated record. Gene Ontology annotation, molecular function: zinc ion binding.